UUUUUGAGGGGGGGAGGAGAGGCGUCAAGGGGGUAUUUUAAAGGCUAUAUGUCUGGUGAACACUUCCAGAGAUGCUACAAAAGAGGAACGUCCCUUUAGUUUCCUUCCUUAUAGUUAAAAGUGGAAUCCAGUAGCCAUCUGUUGCUAGAGACAGUCAAAAGAGGAUGUUGAAGCUCGUGCUCUGAACACCCCACGCAUUCAAAGGACAGCUCUCUAAAAUUCAGCUGAUACUAGGAAAAAAUUGUUGUGUGAGGAUUCAUCCGCUGGUGCUUGGAUACAUGGAAAAGAUAAAUGAUGGUGAGGGCCACCCAAGCAGCAGCCAGCAAACCUUGAAAGGGACCUCGAAAUGGGCCACGUCACUGGAGAACCUCCUCGAAGACCCGGAAGGAGUGAAACGCUUUAGGGAAUUUUUAAAGAAAGAAUUUAGUGAAGAAAACGUUUUGUUCUGGCUAGCAUGUGAAGAAUUUAAGAAAACACAGGGAAAAAAGCAGAUGCAGGAAAAAGCUAAAGAGAUUUACAUGACUUUCCUGUCCAGCAAAGCUUCCUCCCAGGUCAAUGUUGAAGGGCAGUCCCGUUUGAGUGAGACCAUCCUGGAGACACCUCACCCUCUCAUGUUUCAGAAGCUCCAGGACCAGAUAUUCAACCUCAUGAAAUAUGACAGCUACAGCCGCUUCCUGAAGUCAGACAUCUUCCUAAACCACAAGAGGAGCGAGGAGCAAGAGGAGAACUCGCCAGAGGCUCAGACUGCAGCUAAAAGAGCAUCAAGAAUUUACAACACAUGAGACACAAUGGAUCCCUUCAGGAGAGGCCCUACAAUAAGGAAAUUACACUCAGGAACAGUCUAGGUUUAUAGCAGCUGCAUUUAGAGCUUGGAAAGCUCAGAACCUUUUUAGGAGAUACUUACCUUCUUAAUUGCUUGAAUGACUAAUUGUUUUUGCAUGAUAGCUAUUAACCAAGCACCCGUGGAAGGGCUGUUUCCCAGCUGAAAGGCUGAGGUAUUCCUCCAUAGCAUGAAUUUCCUUUCAUACUUCACAAGUUAAAAUGCUUUCAAUUCUUUUCUUUUCCUUUUUUGAAGCAUCUUGGUGAUGAGAAACGGGAGGUAGCGUGGUUGGGUUUUUAUUUUUGCCUCGUAAUUUUAUUUGGGACUAGCUUUUACAUCCUGAACUGCUGGGAGAAGCAGCUGAGGAGAACAUUUCACAUUAGUUUGUGGGUGAGUCAUUUAUAGCAAAUUUAAUCAUAAAGGGACAGCAUCUUUCAGGGUUAAGCUUAGUAGAAUCCAAUCCCUUCC
Lonchura striata (white-rumped munia) is the source of this 1288-nucleotide messenger RNA. RefSeq names its product regulator of G protein signaling 10 (gene RGS10). Gene Ontology annotation, cellular component: cytoplasm; nucleus; plasma membrane. The record is from RefSeq and is a predicted model, not a curated record. Lineage: Eukaryota; Metazoa; Chordata; Aves; Passeriformes; Estrildidae. Gene Ontology annotation, biological process: regulation of G protein-coupled receptor signaling pathway. Gene Ontology annotation, molecular function: GTPase activator activity; G-protein alpha-subunit binding.